Molecule: messenger RNA, 903 nt
Organism: Lindgomyces ingoldianus
Lineage: Eukaryota; Fungi; Ascomycota; Dothideomycetes; Pleosporales; Lindgomycetaceae
Product: NAD(P)-binding protein
Exons: 2
Coding region: 1-903 (300 amino acids)
Source: RefSeq, a predicted model, not a curated record
AUGUCGAAAGCGAUUCUCAUCACUGGCGCCACUGGCAAACAAGGCGGGUCUCUUGUGAACGCAUUGCUGAAAGCGAACGCCGACUUUGAAAUCUUGGCCCUCACACGGAAUAUUCAAUCGCCAUCUGCUCAGAAGCUUCGACAAAAAUCUCCAAAGAUCAAGCUGGUGGCUGGUAACCUGGAUGCCGUCGAUGAGGUUUUCCAAAAGGCCAACGAAGCUUCGAAGCUUCCAAUUUGGGGCGUCUUCAGUGUGCAGGGAGUGAACGCUGAAAGCGAAAAACGGCAGGGCAAAGCUUUGAUUGACGAGUCCAUCAAGAAUGGCGUCAGUCGCUUUGUGUACUCCUCUGCUGAUCGCGGCGGCUCCAAGUCAGACACUGAUCCAACGAGUGUCCCUCACUUUAUGAGUAAAUUCGAGAUCGAACAGUACCUCUUCAAGAAGGCCAAGGACAGUGGAUUGAAUUGGACCGUUUUACGCCCUGUAGCAUUCUUUGAGAAUCUAACACCAGACUUCUUCGGGAAAGUAUUCGCAACGAGCUUCGAAAUGAGUCUGAAGAAAGAGCAAACACUGCAGAUGAUCGCUACGAGCGAUAUUGGAUUCUUUGCUGCCGAAGCGUUCUUGAAGCCGGAGGAAUACCAGAACAAGAGCAUAACGCUCGCGGGCGAUGAAUUGACGUACGACCAGUUCAAGACUGUUUUCGAGAAGGAGACUGGCCAAACCCUGCCGACCACUUACAAGUUUAUCGUCAGCAUUAUCCACUGGAUGGUUAAAGAUCUUGGUAUCAUGUUUAAAUGGUUUCACGAUGUCGGUUUUAGAGCCGAAAUUCCAAGCCUGAGGAAGGUAAAUCCAGAAAUGAAGGACUUUGCGUCUUGGCUCAAGAAGGAGAGCCAAUUCAAGACUCGUUAA